Molecule: messenger RNA, 1572 nt
Organism: Coccidioides posadasii C735 delta SOWgp
Lineage: Eukaryota; Fungi; Ascomycota; Eurotiomycetes; Onygenales; Onygenaceae
Biological process (GO): intracellular iron ion homeostasis; positive regulation of transcription by RNA polymerase II; intracellular copper ion homeostasis
Cellular component (GO): nucleus
Molecular function (GO): DNA-binding transcription factor activity, RNA polymerase II-specific; copper ion binding; RNA polymerase II cis-regulatory region sequence-specific DNA binding
Source: RefSeq, a predicted model, not a curated record
AUGAUGAAAGUACCUAAAGCUGGCCGGCCACUUGCAAAGUGCCCUCACCCCAAGGGUACGUGCAGUUGUCAGAAGGUCUAUGCGUUCAUGGUCAGAAUUCCAAAAGGCUCAACGUGCCUAUGUCGACCCCUGUAUCGCGUCCCUAUGACUGGACAGCCAUCUGGGAAGGUGUCGCCAAAGUCUAGCCCACCACUGUCAGUGGCCUCAUCUUCUACUACGUCACAGCCAAAUAGGGUGCAAAAGCGCACGAGGCGACAGAACAGCAUCCAGUCGCAAUCCGAUGUUAUAGCCAAUGGGCUAACAGCUCUUGCUGAGGACUCUGAAAAGCCCAAUUUAGAAAAUGUGAAGCCCAUUACUCCAUACACUAAUAUGCGUUCCCCAAUAGCUCCUUUGCAAUGCCAUGUACCCACUAUCCCCUCAGAAGCUUAUCAUCAGAGCUUGGCAGCGCCGAGGAUCAAUAAAUUACAGAUGGCACUACCUGUUCAGGUGCCUAGUCCAUACAACACCUCGCCAUCCAACUUUGCACAAGGAAGCAGUCCUACACAUGCUCUGACAUCACCUACUCCCCUCUGUCCGGCUCCUUGCUGUGAGAGGGUAACGAAGUCCGAGGGAACCUCUGUCAAUGCAGGUUCCACCUUUGUACACACUUCGCCGCAGGAAACGCGCCUAUAUACCUUUUCUGGACCCGAUCCUUCUUCUAUAUUUCGACGAUCGUCUGGGGCCCCAAAGGUCGAGUCCUCCGGAAGCUUGAUGCAUCACAAUUCAAACGCGUCACUAGUAUCUAUGGACCAAUUUUCCGCUCCCUUCUCGUUAGCUAAUCCUCCUUACCGCAACUCAUACCCCUCUCAGAGCCAUAUAGGAAGCGUUCAUUUCGCUCAAGGUGUUCCAUCCAGCCCGGCUAAUCCCUUUCCUCAUAAUUACUUUGGAUUCGAAAGCCAGCCCGAACAUAACUGCGGCUGUGGGGAUGGUUGCCAAUGCCUGGGGUGUGCCUCCCAUCCAUUCAACGACACUACCCGCCAACAUAUUCAGGAGAUGGGAUACUUGAUGACACUUCAAAGCAAUGAGGAAGGCGACAACCGACCUACUUCGUCUUACGGUAGAAAUGAUUUUUCGACGCAUCUGGAGGCGUAUAAUCCACCACAGCAUCCUUCGGGACAAAGCAAUAUACCGGGGAGUUUCACCGGUGAUUUUAUGAGCCAGUCUAUCCAACCGCUCGCCAAUGAGGCUUCCCUACCGACCCACGGGAUAUACAGCCAGCAAAACUACGAGCCAUUAAUGCAACCAGGGGCAUAUUACACCUUAGAAUACCCAGUGGGUCUAUCAGAUUUUGCUCCUUGCACGAAUAUCAUGGGCACUUGUCAAUGUGGAAUCAAUUGCAAAUGUAUCGGCUGUCUUACCCAUGAUGGCCACAAUGGGGUCUCUUUAGAACCAUCUCCACCGCCAGAUCGACCAAGUGGGAAUGUAACGUCGACUACGGACAAGCCAGUACCUCAAACGCAACACAGGAUGGAGCUACAACCGGAGUCCUUCGGCCUCAAUCAUCUCAAAACAGAGCCGACGAUCAUGGAUUAG